AUGGAGCAUGUAACACUUAUUAAAGAGACCUAUAUUGCCUCAGCACGUGGAGAAAUACCAAGCCUGACAAAACAGUCAGUCCUCGAUGUUCCUCCUAUAAGCUACGGCUGGGAAGUCACUGGUCGGGUCUCGUCUCUUCCAUUGCAGAAGCAGCAGGCAUCAUGUAAAUUUGAAAAUGACAAGCCUACACAGUGCUUCAGAGUAGGCACAGCCGUGGUGAGGCGGCAGGUGAGGGAACGACGACGAGGUACGGUGGAAAGCAUACGGCGGAAAGCAUACGGCGGAAAGCAUACGGCGGAGAGCGCACCGCGGGGACCGGACCACGACGAGCGGACGGCGGAGAGCGCACCGCGGGGACCGGACCACGACGAGCGGACGGCGGAGAGCGCACCGCGGGGACCGGACCACGACGAGGUGAGGACGGCGGAGCGGGCCGGAGCACGUGGAACGGUUCACGGAGGUCACAGCAACACGCGGGGCGGGGAUUCCCGGACUGUCCCAAGCACCGGGAUCGUUUUUUUUUUACCCUGGCCUAAUCUCAUCACUUGUUUCAAGCAAAUCAUGUCACGGAGAACCACUCCCCUUCAGGAUGCCAUUAAUCACAUUCUUGCAAGAAGAGACAAGAAUUCAAUGUUAGAAAUCAAAUUUAUUAAUUCAGUUAAAGGUCGUGGCAUCUUCACUUUAGCCAAUUUCAAACAAGGAGACUUUGUGGUCGAGUAUAGAGGGGAGCUUAUUGAUGCAACUGAAGCUGAACACAGACGUAACCUGUACCACAGCGCAUGUUCAGUCUUCAUGUUUGAAUUCAUAUGGAAGCAGAAGACAUUGUGUAUUGAUGGAGCACUUGAAGAUGGGUCAUUUGGGCGACUAGUAAACGAUGAACACAGGACACCAAAUUGCAGAAUGAAGUUGAUUGAAGCAGAAGGGAAGCCACAUCUCUGCCUUUUUGCACUGAAGGAAAUUGCGGCAGGAAGUGAAAUUACUUAUGACUAUGGUGGGAAAGAAUGGCCCUGGCGGAAAAAGCUAAAGAUCGCAAGCAUCCCUUCUGGUCAACAGUGUGUUGCAGAGCCUAUUGCCCAUGACGUGGAGCACCAUGUGAUCUCUACAGACUCAUUCACAGACAGAGAAUUAAGAGCAGAGUGUCAGUCAUCUAGACCUACAGCAGACAACUCUGAGCAUGAGGUGCAUUCUGUUGGAGGUCAGCGUGGCACUUCUUCUCUGAAAGAGUUAAUUGGUGAAGUUGGUGUCCAGUGUCGGGAGUUGUCACCCCAAGCGUUCUCAGAAGAACUUACCAGUGAGAGCAAAUCGAAAGAGGUGCCACAAUCAUCCAGAGCUGUGCCUAAUGACUCUGCUUGUGAGCUAAAGAUCGCAAGCAUCCCUUCUGGUCAACAGUGUGUUGCAGAGCCUAUUGCCCAUGACGUGGAGCACCAUGUGAUCUCUACAGACUCAUUCACAGACAGAGAAUUAAGAGCAGAGUGUCAGUCAUCUAGACCUACAGCAGACAACUCUGAGCAUGAGUGUACAAUUCAUAGGCUGGUAUUUGAAUCGGUGAAACUUGACAAAUGCGGGAUAUGCCAUUCACCUUUGACAGCUAUCAGAUGGCACGGUCUAAGAUGCAAGCAAUGCCGUUGUGUGUGGCAUAAGAUCUGCCUCCAGACAUCUUCAGAAGACUGGGAUAUGUCCGACGGUGAUGUCUCAUCUGAUGAAGAAUACAUCCCAAAUUCUGCAUCAGAUUCAGAAAGCUCAGGAACAGAGUUGUCUAUUGAGUUACCUGGACCAUCAAAAAACUCCCAUGCUGCUAGCAUGCCUGAUUUAUGCGUUACUUUUGCUGAAAAAGAACAGACCAUGGAUGUUAAGAACAACUUUGAGCACAUUUUGAAUGAUCUUGAAACUACUGAUGAUCUUCAUCCCGACCAAGAACCAGACAGCUCAGAGUCAUGCCAGCAGAAAACAAAAGAUGCAUCCUUAUCAAACCUGAGUGAGGCAAAAUACAACAAGGUCGACAGCCUUCCACUGACCAGAGAUGUUCAGAAGCUGCAGUUAUAUCUUGGAGGAGGGAAGGUGAAGUAG
This is a messenger RNA of Pelmatolapia mariae (spotted tilapia), 2067 nucleotides long. RefSeq lists its product as uncharacterized. The coding region runs from base 1 to 2067 and encodes 688 amino acids. Gene Ontology annotation, biological process: regulation of DNA damage response, signal transduction by p53 class mediator; regulation of transcription by RNA polymerase II. Gene Ontology annotation, molecular function: protein binding; transcription regulator activity; histone H4K20 methyltransferase activity. The transcript has 16 exons. NCBI's taxonomy places the organism in Eukaryota, Metazoa, Chordata, Actinopteri, Cichliformes, Cichlidae. The record is from RefSeq and is a predicted model, not a curated record. Gene Ontology annotation, cellular component: nucleus; polytene chromosome.